UUUCUGUGUGCUGGCCCUUUAAGAGAUAGCCCUCCCAGUGCUGUUCCUGGGCGAUGGCUUUUAAAAAGCCUGAGCGCUCUAUUCCUAAAGCAUUGUGUGGCACAUCAGCUACAGAAGGUGCAGGAACCAUGAGCCGCAAAGUUGUGAGGUCCAGUAAGUUCCGCCAUGUCUACGGGCAACCGGUGAAGGCUGACCAAUGCUAUGAUGACAUCCGUGUUUCUCAAAUGACAUGGGAUGGAAACUUUUGCUCUGUCAACCCCCAGUUCUUAGCCAUCGUCGUGGAGGCCAGUGGUGGAGGAGCCUUCCUGGUCCUACCAUUGUCCAAGACUGGUCGCCUGGAUAAGGCCCACCCUGUGGUUUCGGGGCACACAGCUCCUGUGUUAGAUGUAGAAUGGUGCCCACACAAUGACCAUGUUAUUGCCAGUGCAUCCGAGGACUGCUCUGUUAUGGUCUGGUCGGUGCCUGAAGGUGGUCUUACAAGAUCUUUGAAUGAACCUGUGGUGACUCUCGAAGGCCACUCUAAAAGGGUGGGGAUUGUGACAUGGCACCCAACAGCCCAGAAUCUCCUGCUGAGUGCAGGCUGCGACAAUGUCGUAAAAGUCUGGGACGUGAGUGUUGGACAAGCGGCCAUUUCCUUGGAGGAGUUGCACCCAGAUGUCAUCUACAGUGCAGCUUGGAACCAGGACGGCUCUUUGCUCUGCACGGCUUGCCGGGAUAAGCACGUGCGGCUUUUCGACCCCCGGGCAGGGGGCACCGCUGCAAAUGAAUUGCCCCGUGCCCACGAGGGGUCUCGUCCUGUUCGGGCCACGACUGUGAAGGAUGGGAAGCUUUUUACAACAGGUUUCAGCCGCAUGAGCGAGCGACAGGUGGCCCUCUGGGAUUUGAGAAAUCCAGAGGAACCAUUGACUCUUCAGGAACUAGAUACAAGCAGUGGUGUGCUCUUGCCUUAUUAUGACCCAGACACCAAUGUGGUUUACCUGACUGGCAAGGGUGACAGCAGCAUCCGGUACUUCGAGCUGACCGGCGAAGCGCCCUAUGUGCACUAUUUAUCCAUGUUUACUUCCAAGGAGUCACAGCGAGGAGGGGGAUGGAUGCCCAAACGAGGGCUGGAUGUCAGCAAGUGCGAGAUUGCCAGAUUUUACAAACUACAUGAGAGGAAAUGUGAGCCCAUUGCUAUGACGGUGCCCCGGAAGUCAGACCUGUUCCAAGAGGACCUGUAUCCUGACACAGCUGGUCCAGAUCCUGCCUUGACCUCAGAGGAGUGGCUAGCAGGCAAGAACGCAAGCCCCAUCCUCAUUUCCCUCAAGGAUGGCUACACUCCCCAGAAGAGCCGAGAGUUCAAAGUCAACCAGACUCUCCUGCAGGGGCCCAAGAGAAGUCUUCCACAUGAAAGGACACAGCAAGGGGGUCCAACUUUAGAACAGUUCUCAGAGGACCUGAAACGACUGCAAAUUUCUGUGUCGGAACAGGAGCGACGCAUCUUGGAGCUGGAAAGGAUUGUGAAGGAAUAAUUUCUCUCUUCCCGGUCUGGUACUUCAUGAGUCACAAUCAGAGAUGGUAUUCAGCUGGUUUGGACCGCUCCAGGCGAACCGGUAGCGGAAAUUGUAACUGGUUCAUCGAAUCAGCAAAUACCACCUCUGGCUGGCCCCCGCUUGCUCAGUCACCGCUCAACGAUUCCUCACCCUGCUUGCCCACUUGUCCUGCCCGCUCGCCUCUUGCCCUGUCCCGCCAGUCCUCACUGUGUAUGGGUCCUUGCUUGCGCAUGCGUUGUCUCUGCUAUAAAUUGCCUGCCUAAGCUGCCUUUCCAUGCGGUGCGUGCCUGCUGCGCCCCAACUGAGCAGCCCUGAUCUGCCUCCUUCUGUCUACAGGUAAGCCUGCGAGUUGUGCUAGUCUCUCCCCAUUAACCCCAGAGCUUGCCAUGCCCCCACCCAUCCCUGGGCUCUCCCUGGAGCCUCCAUCUGCUCGCUGCUCGCCUUGGCCAGGGAACACGCUAUUCCCCAGCUCCAGCCUUGCCCUGGACCCUCCGCCUGCUCGCUGCUCACCUCGGCUGGGUCGGGGAAUGUGUCAUUCCCCAGCUCCGGCCUUGCCCUGGGCCUCCGCCUGCAUUCCGCCUGUUCACCUCAGCCUUGCUCACCUUCCAUUCUGAAGGACUGCCUCCAGAAGCCUCCAGCUGCUGGUAGUUUUUGGCUGCCUUCCAAGCAGCUCUGCUGCGACACUGUCCCUCCAGCACAGCAGGCUGUUCUCUGUCGGGUCUGGCUGCGAGCGGUAUUGGCAGGCAAUGGGGUGCACGUGUGUAGCCAACGCAAAGAACAGGGUGGCGACGCCAGGACUUCAUUUCAGACCUCUUUUUCGGCUGUUAGUUUUCGGCACAAGAAGCCUGCAGCCACCACUGCCGGCUUGGUUCCAGCUGGCAAAGAGGGGGUGGUUGGAGACUUCUUGCGCCAAAAACUACCGGCCGAAGAAGAGGCUUGAAGUCCCAUGACUGUCGCCGCCAUCCUGCUCUUCGCGCUGGCCGCACAUGUGCACCCCAUUGCCUGCUGGUACUGCUCGCAGCCAGACCCGGGAGAGAACGGCCUCUGUGCUGGAGGGACAGCGUUGCAGCAGAGCUGCUUGGAAGUUAGACGCUGCAGCCUGUUAAGGUACUUUGAUGCGGUGGGAAGGGGUGACCAUAAAAGGACAGGCCACAGGAGCUGCCUUUUGAGAAGCUCCAUAGUGAAGGGAGGCAGAAAAGUUCAGCCAAGUCUUCUCCUCCUUCUCGGGCAUACACAGAGCAUGCACACAUCUCAUAGCGCCGGGACCUUCUGCGAGUCCCUCUGGCGCAGUGAGAUGUGUGCUUGUUUGCUCUGUGUGUAUGAGGCCGAGAAGGAGGAAAGAAGCAGCCAGGAUGAACGCUAGAAGACUUGGCCAAACUUUUCUGCUGGUUUCUGUGGAUGUGGCUUGGGGGGUGGCAUGGCCAACUCGAUGUCACUCACAGUGAGGUGCCGCCCCAUGACCCCCAAGCCACGCCCACAGAUCCAGUAAUAAAAAAAUUUGAAUACCACCACUGAUCAUAAUGGACUUUGUUUCACUGGCCUUUUAAAGCCCCUUUGAUUUUUUUUAAAAAAAUGGGUGGAUCCUCAGGGCAUUAUUAAGAUUCAUCCACCCUAAGCUCAGGGCAGAAACUCAAGUUUGUCUAUUCCAGACAGAGCCCCUUUUCUGAGUUAACAGACUCCACCUGAAAGAUAUGAAAUAUACUUCUUUGCUUAGUCUUGGUGAAGGCAUUCAGGAUGAUAGCCCACCUAUUUACAACCUGCAGGGUUGUAUCACCCAGGCUUUCAAUUCUGGAUCUUUGCUUUCUAGUUCCUGCUCUGCUUUUCCCCUUAGAAAACAUUUUUUUCCUUCUAGAUUUUUUUUAAAAUGCUGCAUAUCCCCUUACUUAAAAUUUUGCUUUUGAGGGCAUGGUGUGGGGGUGGUUCUUGUUUUAAUAGGGCUACAAUAUUUAACUGAUCGAUUAAGCAUUUGGAUUGACAGGUAUGAAUUUUAAUUAGCUGGUCAGUAACUAACUGUGUGAAAAAUGGUCAUGUCACCUCUUAGCAAAUUGUCUUCCACAAAGAAUUUAACACAAUCUAUUCCAGCAUUUUGUUGAUGCCAAAGGGAAAGGAAGGAAGCAGUUUUCCCCCAUGUCUGAUAUUGAAUGGCUCUCUAUGCCUAACAAAGCUAUUAAAAUCCUGACCGACUUGGAUCACUUUAUCUUCCAUGGAACUGUCUACCCAUCUUCAGAUACCUUUUUUUUCUCACCAAAGUAUUCACCAAUGAUUUGUAGCCAAUCCUUUAAAUGUAAUAGAAUUAAUUAAAUUAACUAAUUAACCCACAAUCCUUUUAAUUUAGAUCACCCUUCUCUUGAUUGUAUGGGGGCCAAUUUGAAUAGCACUGAUCAAUGGUCAGUAGUGGCUUUUUUCUCUAAAAUGAAAUUUGAGUAAGGAGCAGAGUUUUCAUCUCCCACAAAAGAUUUUUUAACAUUGGGAGGAGCCUGGAAGGACCUUUUCCAGGUAACCAUGUUUCAUUAAAAGACAUAAAGCUUUGGUGAGCUACAGCUCACUUUGUAAGAUGUAUAGAGCGUUAGACUCAUUUAAAUUGGAGGGAGAUAGAGGAAGAAGGGUAGAAAAAUCAAGUUGGUUAUGCAGAUAUAGGUGAUAACUAGAGGCUACAAGUACCCUAUCAAUUAACAAUUUCAAUAUGUUAAAAAUCUAUUGCCGAGACCCGAAAUUGCCUGAAUGCUUUAGAAUUUCUCAUUAAAUAGUGCUGAUAAAAAUCCUGGUUUGUUUUUAGGAAAAUAUAUUUUGAGUUCUCUCAUGGUGUCCUGACAGGCCGAAUCCUUGGUAUUACUUUGUCCUUAUUUUGAGUUCUGAUGUCAGUGCCUAUUAAGCUUAUGCUUGUUAAUAAAAUGUAUUGGUUGG
Ahaetulla prasina is the source of this 4436-nucleotide messenger RNA. It is a transcript of the gene CORO1A, whose product is annotated as coronin 1A. The record is from RefSeq and is a predicted model, not a curated record. NCBI's taxonomy places the organism in Eukaryota, Metazoa, Chordata, Lepidosauria, Squamata, Colubridae. Gene Ontology annotation, molecular function: actin filament binding. Gene Ontology annotation, biological process: actin filament organization; cell migration. The transcript is spliced from 11 exons. Bases 54 to 1511 code for a protein of 485 amino acids.